Molecule: messenger RNA, 1578 nt
Organism: Mycotypha africana
Lineage: Eukaryota; Fungi; Mucoromycota; Mucoromycetes; Mucorales; Mycotyphaceae
Exons: 8
Coding region: 240-1232 (330 amino acids)
Biological process (GO): post-translational protein targeting to endoplasmic reticulum membrane
Cellular component (GO): membrane; TRC complex
Molecular function (GO): molecular adaptor activity; protein binding
Source: RefSeq, a predicted model, not a curated record
UUUUUUUCUGAUUUGACCAGGCACGGACUAAGUUAAAUUUCAACAGCUUCAAAAAAAAAAAAAAAAUGAAAUAACAACUGACCCUGAAUCUGGAAAAUUCUUCUGAAAUGAUGAGACGUUUUCAAUUGGCUUAUUCGUUCUAAGCGAAUGUGAGCUUUUUACAAGUUGACUUUUUCUGUAAUUUUCUUCUAUCACCUACUUUCCUCUUGUCAGCAACUAUUCCAUUCAAGAAAAGCAGAAUGGCUACUGAAAAUAAGAAAGCACUUGUAUAUUCUAUCCUUGAGUUUUUGCAAAAGUCUUGCGAAGACGGCACGAUCAGUAAAGAUGACACCGAAGGAAUUGAAGUUGCUAUGCAGUGCAUUGGUGAAGCUUUCGGCGUAGAUGCUUCCGAUGAAAAGCAAAAAGAACUCUACUCCACUAAGCCUGCCACUUUAUUAUCUAUCUUUGAUGUAUAUUUGAGAACCAAGAAGAAUACGCAGUCAGCUGCUACAUCCAGCAAAUCUGAAAGUAACGUCAGUGAGGAGGAUAAGAAAGCUGCUGAAGAAAAAAAGGUUUUGGGUAACCGUAAGGUCGCCGAACGUAAUUAUCCAGAAGCUAUCAAGCUUUAUACUGAAGCCAUUACACUCAAUGGCUCCAACGCUGUUUACUACGCCAACCGUGCUGCUGCUUAUAGUCAACAAGGUGAUCACGAGAAGGCCGUAAAUGACGCCAAGAAGGCAGUUGAAAUCGAUCCCAAAUACAGUAAGGCUUAUAGCCGUAUGGGCCAUGCUUAUUUCUGUUUGAAUAAGUUCGAUGAAGCUGUCAAGGCUUAUGAAAAGGGUUUGGAGCUUGAACCUGGUAAUGCUACUAUACAACAAUCUUUGGCCACCGCUAAGGCUAAGUUAGGUUCUGACAGCGAGUCUAAUACUCCUACCGCUGAGCGCUCUGGCUCUGAUUCUGCUUCAUCCUCUUCCGCUGGUGGCUUCCCUAAUCUCGGUGGUGCCGGUGGCAUGCCUGAUCUAGGUUCUUUACUGAACAACCCCGCUUUAAUGAAUAUGGCCCAACAAAUGAUGUCUUCAGGUGCUCUUGACGGCUUGAUGAAUAAUCCUAAUAUUGCCAGAAUGGCCCAACAAAUGAUGGGUGGCGGAGGCGCUCCCAACUUGCAAGAAAUGAUGAACAACCCUGAAUUAAAGAAAUUGGCUCGCGAUGCUAUGAGUGGGCUCUCUCCUAAGCCUGAUGAUGAUAAGAAAUAGAUAGACACCUAUCUACAGCAUAAAUCAAUUCUAUAUCUUUGUUAGUCGAAUGAUAAAUUUGUGUAUUAUCACUUCAGCAUUAUAAAAUACUGUAAUAAAGACCAAGUCUGUCAACGAUUACAAUGCUCUAUAUGUAUAUUUCUUAGACUACAAAGUGCAAAGCUUUGUUCACCUUUACCCUAUUUUAGCAUGUGAAACGCAUAACGAUAGAAACUAAAUAGGUUUUAAAGAGAUAAUUUAAUCUACUAGUUAUCUUCAUAUACUUGUGCUAUUUGAAAAUGAAUGAAUAGAAAGAGAGAAAGGGACAGGAUGGGAUAGGCCAUAAAGUAUAGGGUAUAAAGUAAAG